AUGAAAUUUUCCACCUCAAUCUCCAUUGCUUUAGCUGUUGCAUCUGUUGCUCACGCUGGUUACGUUCCAACCACCACUAAAUGCUGUGAUGAUAGCGAAAUCACCACUUUCGAGCAUCCAUUUGGUUUGGGUGUUAAGGAAUGUGACGAUGACACUAUUUACUUGGUUUUCGAAAUUGGAGACGGUCAAUUAGAACACGAUUGCGAGACUGUUUGCUGUAAAUCAACCCCAACCCCAAUCUCUGAUUGCGAUGAUGAUUGCGAAGAUGAUUGCGAAGAUGAUUGCCAAGAAGAGUAUGGUGAUGACUACAAACACAAGGUGUACAAGCGUGGAGAGAAAUACUACAAAAAGAAAUACUCUCCAAAGAAAUCUUACGACUACUCUCCAUUAUGCCACCCAUACUGUGUCAUUGACAAAGAAUGUGAAGAUCUUUUCACUUUAUGUGAUGGUGUCUUGUACGACGAAAAAUACGCUACUGGUUCCAUUGUUGCUAACCACCAAUUCCAAUUUGACAAACCAGCUCAAGUCGAUGCAUUGUUCACUUGCGGAUGGUCAAUUGUCUACAAGGACGGCUACUACUUAUUGGCAUUGAAUGAUUGCACCACAUUCUGGGAAUGUGCUGUUGACGACAAUGGUCUCUACAAAUUAUACGAUGCAUGUAUCGGAGGUCAAUGUAAGGAAAUUGAAAUUAUCAUCCUUUUUGAGGAAUACUACUAA
Molecule: messenger RNA, 717 nt
Organism: Lodderomyces oxycetoniae
Lineage: Eukaryota; Fungi; Ascomycota; Pichiomycetes; Serinales; Debaryomycetaceae
Exons: 1
Coding region: 1-717 (238 amino acids)
Biological process (GO): fungal-type cell wall organization
Cellular component (GO): fungal-type cell wall
Molecular function (GO): structural constituent of cell wall
Source: RefSeq, a predicted model, not a curated record